AUGGCGAACCGCGACAACCAGUCUGGCGCGAACCGCGGACGACUCAACUUCAUUGAUGCAUAUCCCCAUACCGCCGCCCCCACCGCCGAUGUCGUGUCUGCCUUCAUCAACGACACCAUCACGCCCGCCGCCGCUGUUCGCCCACAAGCUGCCUCGCGCGCUGCGGCUUCCUUGCUCGCCUCUGUCGAAGGCCAUGGACGACAGCUUCACCAACACCUCCGCGAGAAUCCGUCCGUUGCCGCCAAAGACAUCAGCGCAGAGAGAGGCCUUGCGACUCUCCAGCACCGUUGGGGAGCUCACCCCUGGGUUCCCGCUGCCUAUGCUCCUAGACCGCCCAUCGCCCCCCUCAUCAUCCGCAAGAUGGUCUGGAUCACCGACAAAGUGCUUUCCCGCCCUGGCGCCACCACCAACGACCUGGCCGCUCUCUGGGCUGGCUCCCCACGAGACCCUGAGAAUGCCGGGCUGCUGCUUCAGGCUGUCAUCACCUCCGGGGCCUCUAACCUCACCAAGGCCGUAGCUACACAAGCCGCCAAGAUGCUCGCUGCUGAGCUUGCCGUCGCCGAUGCUGAGGUUGUGAGGGUCCAGCGCCUGCACGAACAAGCUGCCGAAGAACGAGACUGGGCCGAGCUGGAGCUCCUCCACCAGGAAGAAGCCGCCGCACAGCGCAUGCUCGCUCUCCACGAGGCUGAGAUGGAGGAGGCCGCAGCAGAAGCAGAAGCCAUGGGCCUGAUGCAGGAUGCGGAGGAGCGCCAUCAGCAACAGCAGCAGCAACAUGGGGAAGAGGAAGAGGAAGAGACUGAAGCUUCUCGUCGCAACAAUGACGCUUUUCUCGACUUCCGCUACGACGACGCGCGCGACGACUACAAUCCCCUUUUCGGCGAUGACAAUGAUAUCCCCUUGCGCGACCACAACAUCCCCCUCGUUGGUAACGAGCCCCAUGGCUCCCCUGCCCCGAGUUCCGACGAUGACCCUUUCAGGAGCUCGCCCGCCCGCCCUGCUGUCCGGUCUGCUCCCGGCGCCGUCCGAUCCCGGCCCGAAUCCGACUCAGAGUCCGAUGCGCCCCCCCGCCAACGCCGCCGCACCAUUUCCGUCUCUUCUGACCGCGACUCCGACUCCGACUCCGACUCCGACUCCGAAGAGGCCCCCCAACCCCCGCCCGCACGCCGUGUUCGCCGCCCUAGGGCACCCCCUGCGAGCCAGGAGGAGGAGCUUGACAGGAUUGCCCAGCGCAUGUACGACACCACCAUGUCCCAGCUUAGGCAAGGCACUUUCACAUCCCGUAUGCGGCUUGCCGAUCGUCAGGACAUCGCAUGGCACGCACGAGCUGCUGUUCUCGACACCGCUGUCGCCCAAGAGGAGGGCAUUGCCGAGCCCAACAACGAACCUCGCGCCGGCCGGGCCUUUGAGGACGAGUUGAGCUCAGAGUACGAUGAGGAGUUGAUGCCAACGCCGCCGGUGCGUCGGGCUGGAACCAUGUUCACCAGCUUAGUCUUCGAUUCAGACGACGAGUAA
Colletotrichum aenigma is the source of this 1512-nucleotide messenger RNA. RefSeq lists its product as uncharacterized. Lineage: Eukaryota; Fungi; Ascomycota; Sordariomycetes; Glomerellales; Glomerellaceae. The record is from RefSeq and is a predicted model, not a curated record. The transcript is spliced from 2 exons. The coding region runs from base 1 to 1512 and encodes 503 amino acids.